Scylla paramamosain (green mud crab) is the source of this 846-nucleotide messenger RNA. Its product is annotated as histidine-rich protein PFHRP-II-like. Lineage: Eukaryota; Metazoa; Arthropoda; Malacostraca; Decapoda; Portunidae. Bases 1 to 846 code for a protein of 281 amino acids. The record is from RefSeq and is a predicted model, not a curated record. The transcript has a single exon.
AUGAAGGCAGGCAGCAGCAGGAGGCAGCCGCUCGCUGUCACACUACACACCGCCAGGCAAGACAUGCUGCUCUCACUCACACCAGCAGGCACGCCACGCUGCCCUCACUCACACCGCCAGGCACACCACGCUGCUCUCACUCACACCACCAGGCACGCCAACGUCACGCUGCCCUCACUCACACCGCCAGGCACACCACGCUGCUCUCACUCACACCACCAGGCACGCCAACGUCACGCUGCUCUCAUUCACACCGCCAGGCACGCCACACUGCUCUCACUCACACCGCCAGGCACACCACGCUGCUCUCACUCACACCGCCAGGCACGCCAACGUCACGCUGCUCUCAUUCACACCGCCAGGCACGCCACACUGCUCUCACUCACACCGCCAGGCACGCCAACGUCACGCUGCUCUCAUUCACACCGCCAGGCACGCCACACUGCUCUCACUCACACCGCCAGGCACACCACGCUGCUGUCACUCACACCGCCAGGCACGCCACACUACCCUCACUCACACCGCCAGGCACGCCACGCUGCUCUCACUCACACCGCCAGGCACACCACGCUGCUCUCACUCACACCGCCAGGCACACCACGCUGCUCUCACUCACACCGCCAGGCACACCACGCUGCUCUCACUCACACCGCCAGGCACACCACGCUGCUCUCACUCACACCGCCAGGCACACCACGCUGCUCUCACUCACACCGCCAGGCACACCACGCUGCUCUCACUCACACCGCCAGGCAGGCCACGCUGCUCUCACUCACACCGCCAGGCACACCACGCUGCUCUCACUCACACCGCCAGGCAGGCCACGCUGCUCUCACUCACACUUAA